Thecamonas trahens ATCC 50062 is the source of this 1413-nucleotide messenger RNA. RefSeq lists its product as uncharacterized. The record is from RefSeq and is a predicted model, not a curated record. NCBI's taxonomy places the organism in Eukaryota, Apusomonadida, Apusomonadidae. The coding region runs from base 25 to 1371 and encodes 448 amino acids. The transcript has 2 exons. Gene Ontology annotation, biological process: intracellular signal transduction.
GAGUGACGACAGUCACGGACAAGGAUGUCGAUAGAGUCUCGGGUGGUGGGGCUCGGCAAGGGGGUGCCUCGUGAUCCCUAUGCCUUUCAGGAGUCGAAUGAGGAUGCGGUGCUGAUUGCGGUCACGCUGCUGCGGAGACCAAAGGGCGAGACGAGCGAAGAGGCCGAGGCACUGGCGAUGGCCAAGGCGAUGGGCAAGGCGGCCAAGGACAAGGGCGAGAAGCUGCCACCGAUGGAAGCCAUCGAGGACGUCGAUGGCUCGUUUAUCGUGACAAGCGGCGGCACAAUGCUGGACGUGGCCAGGGCGUGGGGCGUGCAGCGGGUGUUUGUGACGGUGACCGGCAACGCGGCGGCAUUGGCAAGAGCGCGUUUGGAUCUCGAAUCUGGCGCAGGCGCGGGCGAUGAUGCUGGCGACAACGAGCUGGCGGCAGUCAUGAUCCACUUUCGCGACGUGCGGACCGGGGUCGAGGUCAAGGACCGCAAGUACCGGUUCAAAAAGUACCGCCAGUGCUUUGUUGGAUCCGAGGCGGUCGACUUUCUUGUCGACAACGGGUACGUAGCGUCGCGGUUCGAGGCUGUCGAGCUGGGCGAGAAGAUGCGGGCGGCCGGCCUGUUUUCGCACGUGGUCGACGACCACGGGUUCAAGGACGACAAGCUGUUCUACGCCUUUGACCCCGACUUUGUCAUUCAGACAACAUCAUACUCGAUCUUAGACACGCAGUCGGCGGCGGCGGCUUCGGCAGCCAAGCUCUCGCUCGCCAAGUACGACUCGCUUGUCGGGACCGCCGAAUGGGACGAGCUCGCCGAGGCUGCGACCCAGCAGUUGCUCGACAUCGGGGUCGAGCUGCGGCGGCUGGAGCUGGCCGGCGAGUCGGCGCCGCAGGAGCGGCUGGCGGUGACCUCGACGCUGGACAAGGUCAAGGCCGUUGUCAGCAAGCUCGAGGGUGCCGUCUCCGGAAAGGGCAUCAAGGACGCCGAGGCCAGGCGCCGGACAGCGGCGCUGGCUCGGCUGACCUCGCGCCUGUUCGAGGCCAAGCGCCAGUUCUCUGAGCUGCGCCAGGCGCACCGCCCACCCGAGACGAGCUCGUCGUACGACUGGAGCGCAGGCUCGUCGUCGGGCGUGCUCCAAGCCCACGAGUACGACGAGACCGAGACCGAGGAGCUGCUCAUGCUCCAGCGCCAGAUCAUCGCAGCACAGGAUGCAGGACUAGAGGAGCUGUCCAAGACGCUGGAGCGGCAGAUCAAGAUCGGGCGCCUCAUUGGCGAGGAGCUCGACCGACAGAACGAGCUACUCGACACGCUCGUCACCCACGUCGACGCCACCCAGGACCGGCUCACCGACGCCCAGAUCGAUAUGGACAACCUGCUGUAGGCCGCGGUCGGCGAGGCGGCGGAGAGUAAAACGCGCGCAAAC